Molecule: messenger RNA, 393 nt
Organism: Merops nubicus (carmine bee-eater)
Lineage: Eukaryota; Metazoa; Chordata; Aves; Coraciiformes; Meropidae
Gene: ANTKMT
Product: family with sequence similarity 173, member A
Exons: 3
Biological process (GO): regulation of mitochondrial ATP synthesis coupled proton transport; positive regulation of proton-transporting ATP synthase activity, rotational mechanism; peptidyl-lysine trimethylation
Cellular component (GO): mitochondrion
Molecular function (GO): protein-lysine N-methyltransferase activity
Source: RefSeq, a predicted model, not a curated record
GUGGUAGAGGCUCAUAAGCAAGGUCUCAGACCAGCCGUUGGCUACGAGCUCAACCCCUGGCUGCUGUGUCUCUCCCACUACCGGGCCUGGAGGGCUGGCUACCACGGGGAGGUUUCCUUCCUGAAGGAAGAUCUGUGGAAGGUGGAUCUUUCUGACUGCCACAACGUGAUCGUGUUCCUGGCCCCCAGCGUGAAGCCUCUCCUGGCCACCAAGCUGCUGGCAGAACUGCCUGAUGGAGCCCGGGUGGUGGCCGGGCGCUUCCCCUUCCCCUCCUGGAGCCCCAGCAGCACCCUGGGGCAGGGGCUGGAGCAGGUCUGGGCCUAUGACAUGAGGGAGGUGCGACGAGCAGCACGGGGAGAAGCUGGGUCCACCCCCAACCCCGUGGAACCUUAA